Alternaria rosae is the source of this 1537-nucleotide messenger RNA. Its product is annotated as S-adenosyl-L-methionine-dependent methyltransferase. The record is from RefSeq and is a predicted model, not a curated record. Gene Ontology annotation, biological process: rRNA methylation. The transcript has a single exon. The coding region runs from base 155 to 1315 and encodes 386 amino acids. Gene Ontology annotation, molecular function: rRNA (adenine-N6,N6-)-dimethyltransferase activity. Gene Ontology annotation, cellular component: mitochondrial matrix. Lineage: Eukaryota; Fungi; Ascomycota; Dothideomycetes; Pleosporales; Pleosporaceae.
AGCCCACACCAAUCGAUCGCAAGUUCGGCCAGUACCCACACCCGCCAAGCCUACACGCUCGAGCUCGUCGCAGCACUACUCAGAUCUCGCGCGAUCUCUCUCCGUCAACGAAAAAGCCACUCGACCGCAUCAGACCUACCCACAACCACCCACCAUGCCGAAAGCAAAGCAAAAGCGCAGCAAAGGCGCGGACAAAGAUGCCUCUCCCUACGCGCGCCCCGCCGCCACUUCCGCAAAAGCCUCCGCCGCGCACUCAAUCUUUAAGAUGGACAAAGACCUCGGCCAGCACAUCUUGAAAAACCCCGGUGUCGCAACCGCCAUCGUCCAAAAAGCGCACCUGAAACAAUCCGAUCACGUCCUCGAAGUGGGUCCGGGAACAGGAAACUUGACAGUCUUGAUUUUGAAGGCGGCCAAACAAGUAACAGCCGUAGAAAUGGAUCCCCGUAUGGCCGCCGAAUUGACAAAACGAGUCCAAGGCAGUCCCGAGGAGAAGCGAUUGACGAUACGCUUGGGCGAUGUGAUAAAAGCCGAACUACCUCGUUUCGACGUCUGCAUAAGCAACACGCCUUAUCAAAUUUCCUCACCCUUGGUCUUCAAACUGCUCGCCCUCGCCCACUCACCCCGCUGCUGCAUCCUCAUGUUUCAGCGCGAAUUCGCCAUGCGCCUCUUCGCACGUCCAGGCGAGAAACUCUACUCCCGUCUCUCCGUCAACGUGCAGAUGUGGAGUAAAGUCUCCCACGUCAUGAAAGUAGGCCGCAACAACUUCAACCCGCCGCCGCAGGUCGAGAGCAACGUUGUGCGUAUCGAGCCGAAGAACCCACGGCCGCAAAUUGCGUAUGAGGAGUGGGAUGGAUUGCUCCGGAUAUGUUUUGUGCGGAAGAACAGGACGUUGAGGGCGAGUUUUUUGGGUACGGCGGCGGUAUUGGAACUGCUAGGGGGGAAUUAUCGGUUGUGGUGUGCGCAGAACGAUAUUGCCGUUGAUGAUUCGCCUGUCGAUCCUUCAGAGAUCACGGAAGACAACAACGACGAAGCGGACAUGGACCUCGAUGACGAAUUCAAAGGUUUCUCCGACCCCGACGAUCCCGACGACGAGCUCCCUGAUUUCUUCAAACAACUCCAGGCGGAGAGCAAGAAGAGGGUCAAUGGUGUGAACAGGAAGAGGAAGGGGAGGUUGAGCGAGUUGGUCAGGGAGAAGGUGAGGAAGGUGUUGGAAGAUGAGACGCAGUUGGCGGAUAAGCGGGCGCGGUUGUGUGAUGAAGGGGAUUUCUUGAAGCUACUCUAUGCUUUCAACCAAGAGGGUAUACAUUUCAGUUAGAUGAGUGGAUGUGACGGGGGAAGUAAGGGAAGAUGGUGGUAGUGCAUUUUCAUGGCGUUUUCUUUUGACUUGACGCGAUUUUGUUCGCAGCAUGGGAGGCGUUUGGGGUAUACCAAAAAGCAUGAGGCGUUUCGAUCCUUAACGAUUUACGGACAACAGGACCAGGGAGAAUCUGUGCUAGCAAUCGAACGCUAGUUACUUGGGUAUCUAAACUACACCACA